Molecule: messenger RNA, 2242 nt
Organism: Lepisosteus oculatus (spotted gar)
Lineage: Eukaryota; Metazoa; Chordata; Actinopteri; Semionotiformes; Lepisosteidae
Gene: gtpbp6
Product: GTP binding protein 6 (putative)
Cellular component (GO): cytoplasm
Molecular function (GO): GTP binding; ribosome binding
Source: RefSeq, a predicted model, not a curated record
UGGCGGAAAUACCCGAAACCUUCCGGAAUAGACCGAAGUAUUUCGGCCAUCUUUGUUUUUUCAAUGUGGAGCCUGUGACCACUCCAAUAAUGUCAGUACUCCGGGUUUGUUGCAGCUGCGUGUAAGGAGUAAAUCUGGCAGCUCUCAUCAUUUGAUAAAAACAAUCAACUACAUAUUUAUGAAAUAUCGAACUACAUUCCCUUUGUAAAUAAUAUGUCGUGUUGAUUGAUAUACAGUGUUGAUUGUCAAGGUUAAGAAUGCUUGCCAAAGACAUUUUAAUCAAGAUCUUUUCACAGCAGAAAAAGUUGUGGGAACUUCGCGAGCAGGCGUUAUGCAGUUUGAGAAAUAAAUAUUCAACAAGAUUAACGUAUUGUUCAGAUGCAAGCUUCAACAGAUCUAUGCAAAAUGUUUGCAAACGCAAACAAAUGUUUAAUUACGAAAAUACCGACGGCUUGGGACGUCCGGCAUGUUUGGAAAAUGCAUCUCAAAUCGCUCUAAGAGGAGCUGUACGUUGGACCCGGACCCUGAUAAGUAGCCGCUCCUUUUCGGUGAACACGUGCAGGUCCAAAAACAGUAACAGCGAUCUGGGUGGUGAAAGUCAAGAUCCUGAAGACGAUCUCUUAGAAGACGGCGAUAUUGAUCAACUGAUCCAGCAACAAAUUACGACAGGUGUCGGCGACCAAGACCACAGGGUGUUCAUCGUUCACCCCGAAAUCAAAUGGGGGCAGAGGAAGCAGCGCCUGACUACAGCGGCUCUUCAGAUGGAGGAGGCUGUGGGCCUCGUCUCCACGCUGCAGAACUGGACGGUGGUCGAUAAGAUCAUCGUCUCCACGAAGACGCCUGAAAAGAGGAGGAUCUUUGGCAAGGGGAACUUCCAGGCGCUCACAGAGAGGAUCAGGGGAUUACCACAGAUCACCGCUGUGUUUGUGAAUGUGGAGCGUCUGGCUCCAGUCACUGAGAGGGAGCUGCAGGAGGCCUGGGGAUUGAAGGUCUUCGACAGGUACACGGUGGUCCUCCACAUCUUCCGCUGCAACGCUCGCACCAAGGAGGCCAAGCUGCAGAUCUCUCUGGCCGAGAUCCCCCUGCUCAGGUCACAGCUGAAGAAUGAUCUGGCAAACUUAGAUCAGCAAGGUGGAGGUUCCAGGUAUAUUAUGGGCUCAGGUGAGACGUUCAUGGAGGUGCAGCAGCGGCUGUUGAAGGAGAGAGAACUGAAGCUCCGGGCGGCCUUGGAGAAGCUGAAGAGGAAGCGUUGCCUGCUUCGCUCCCAGCGCCAAGACAGGGACUUCCCCAUCAUCUCUGUUGUGGGAUAUACCAACUGCGGCAAGACGACCCUGAUUAAAGCCCUGACUGGCGAUGCAGGGCUCCAGCCCCGAGAUCAGCUCUUCGCUACGCUUGACGUCACCGUUCACGCUGGCCAGCUGCCCAGUCACAUGACUGUCCUCUUUGUCGACACCAUCGGCUUCCUCUCCCAGCUGCCUCACCAGCUUAUUGACUCGUUCUCUGCCACCCUGCAGGACGUGGUGCAUUCUGACCUGAUCAUUCACGUGAGGGACAUCAGCCACCCAGAGAGCCUGAACCAGAAGGUCAACGUGUUGAACGUGCUGAAGAACCUGCAGGUCCCCAGCCGUCUGAUGGACAACAUCAUUGAAGUCCACAACAAGAUCGAUCUCGUUGAUGGUUACCAGCCUACCGAACCAAACAUCCAGCCCAUAUCAGCUUUGAAAGGACAAGGUUUAGAGGUCCUGAAAAAAAGAGUAGAGGAUGUCGUUCUGAAAACAACUGGGAAGCACAUUCUGACCAUCAAAGUGGAUCUCAGUAGUUCUCAGUUAAGCUGGCUUUACAGGGAAGCCACAGUGCAGGAGGUUGGUGUUGUGCCAGAAGAAGGGACAGCCAAUGUCAAGGUCAUUAUCAGCAGUGCUGCAUAUGGGCGUUACAGGAAGCUGUUCCAGGCUAGUUAGCCCUUCAGGUGAAAGCUCUGUGUGCUUGGCUCGUGACCUGUGAAGAUGAUUUGUCUGCACUCUGCUCAGUAUGUGUUCUGCUGUGAAAGCCUGAGGCUCCACAGUGUGUGUGUUGACACUUAUGACAUGUACUGUAUGGCUCCCUAAAUGCAGGGACAUGUCUAACGUUAAAAGUGGCUCUUACCAGAACUAUCGCACAACUGAAUGCAUGUACAAAUUAGGAGCUGUACAGUGUAAUGUAUAGAUUCUAAUGCAUUUUCUGUAAAUAAAAUGUGGAUAUUUAA